This is a messenger RNA of Rhagoletis pomonella (apple maggot), 1742 nucleotides long. RefSeq lists its product as uncharacterized. The coding region runs from base 612 to 1313 and encodes 233 amino acids. The record is from RefSeq and is a predicted model, not a curated record. Lineage: Eukaryota; Metazoa; Arthropoda; Insecta; Diptera; Tephritidae. The transcript has a single exon.
AUUUAUUAGGUUGUUCGUCGCGUUUUAAAUAAAAAUGACUUCAGCCGGUGCUCCAACAAGAAAUAUUUGGAAAGAUCUGAACUUUCAAGUUCAAAAGGAUGAAAAAAAUAUACGGCUCUGUGUCUGUUUUGCAAAAAAACAGUCUCAAAUAUAGCAACACAGAGACUUAAACAGCAUCGGUAUGUGCAAUAUGUAUCUGCAAACAUGUACAUACAUAUAACUUAAUUUUUCUCGAUCGCUAUUUUCUAGAAAACGUUGCAACUUAAAAAUUGAUGAUUUAGAUGAUGAGUGCACAAUAAUAUAUGAACCAGAGCACUUUGACAGCAGUCAAUUUAUGGAGCUAGAAAAUUCUGGAUCUUCGGUCAUGGAUACGUCCAGCGACAAUAUAACUAUUAUAACUACUGAAUUAACUCCAGCUGCAGCAACAUCAUCAUCGCAACCAACAACGCCAACGGGAUCAGCUUCAUCCUUAUCAAUGUCGACGGAAAACUUUAAAAUACCACCAAAAGCAGCACCGAAGAAAAGCAAGGCGGCAUUAAAAACUUUUUUGACAAAAUAAGCUGUAAAGAGGAGGAUGAACUUAAUUCUUUUGUAGCAAGAUUUUUUUGCGGAUGCAACAUACCUUUGAACGUAAUAGAUGCAAUAGAGAGUUAAUCAGAAAACUAAGACCGUCCUAUGAACCCAAAAUGCCCGGUAGAAAAGCGCUGUCCACAACACUGCUAGAUAAGGAGUACGAAAAACACAUAAGGUCUGCGAAAGAAGAUGUUGAUCGUCAUUCUGUAAUUCUUAUUGAUGGAUGGAAGAAUACUGCUAGCAAUACCAAAACGGUGGUUACUAUGCUCCAUAACAUUAAUGGCAUACAACUUUUUUUAGAAGCUUUUGACGUAUCGGGCGAGCAGGAGACGGCAGAUAAACUCUCUGAGGUUGUGGAAGUGUCUAUAACAAAAGCUAAAGAACUUUAUGACACAAAUUUUUUUGCUGUAGUGUCGGAUAAUGCUGCAAACAUGUUGAAAAUGGGUAGAGGUGUAGAUAUUUGGCAUAGCGAUUGCAGUGCACAUGUUGCUAAUUUGCUAGCUAAAAACAUCGUAGACAAAGAACUUGCUAGAAAAGUGACAAUAGUUUUAAAAGAGUUCCGCCACACCGAUCUGGAGAAAUGUAUUUUGUUAAAAGGUGGCACAAAAAUUAAAAUCCCUGCUGAAACACGUUGGUAUUCGCAUCGAGACAGCUUUGCUUGUUUAAAAAAAAAUCUGUACAUAAUGCGAAGUAUAGUUGCCGAAACUGAUACCAGUAGAAAAAAAUCAAACAGGAAGUAAAAAAUUUGUUGUUUGAUGACGUUUUCGAGGAAGAUGUAGGAAAAAUGAUUUCUUUGCUUAAUCCAGUUUGUGAAUUGUUGAAUAAAGUGCAGGCAACGUCUACGUCGAUUGCUGAUGGGGUUUAUUUAUGGAUUUCUCUUGAACUUCCCGAAGAUCAAACACUGAAGGGAUUUUUCCAAAAGCGAAUUUCACAAGCUUUGAAUAUAUAUGCAUUGUCUGCAUAUUAUCUAAAUCCUUAUUAUGACAGGAAGCUUUUAAAAGCAGAAAACACUGCAGAUAUCACUGACUGCUUGUUUAGUUAUUUGGAUGGAGGCGCUCUACAAGAACUGGAUUUAUUUUUGAACCAAAAAUUUUACUUUGGAGUUCUACUAUCGCUAUAGCUAAAUAGUACAAAGGUACAUAAUUACUUGCUUCUGACAUUAUUUUAUG